AUGAAAGUCUCCGGAACUUUGCGUCAGUACCGGAUCAUCGGUCGUCAUGUGCCGGACAAAGCGAACCCAUCGCCACCGCUGUAUCGGAUGACGAUCUUCGCACCCGACCAUAUUGUGGCCAAAUCGCGCUUUUGGUACUUCACCCGAAAGCUAAGGAAAGUGAAGAAAGCAAACGGAGAGAUCGUUGAGGUGAAGGAAGUCCAGGAGAACAGACCCGCCGAUAAGGUGAAGAACUACGGCGUUUGGCUCCGCUAUAACUCCCGCACCGGCACUCACAACAUGUACAGAGAGUAUCGCGACAUCUCUGUGGCCAACGCCGUCACCUCUUGCUGUACGUUAUGA
Messenger RNA from Medioppia subpectinata, 342 nucleotides. NCBI's taxonomy places the organism in Eukaryota, Metazoa, Arthropoda, Arachnida, Sarcoptiformes, Oppiidae. The record is from the annotation of a GenBank genome assembly.